UUUUCUUGUGUAGACAGACUCUACGAGACUCAUGCAUGCAGUGGGACUUUUUGCUGGCCGACAGGCGGCGGUGACGAGUCGGGUCGGUGCAUCCUGGGUUCGGCGAACGGGGAGGGCCUCCCGAAAGCACGAAACAAGAUUGGUGAUUUGAACGAGUGAACUCGCCUUGUGUCCGGCUCCCAGACGCACGUGUGGCGGGACCUCUCUAUGCAGUUGCGCCGUGUGAGCAAGUCUGUCGCGUCGGGUGACCCGAGAAAUCGGUGCCGUUGCGUUCUAGAGCUCGCAGAGUUGGGUGCAGACACGGAUGCAUGUGGAAAGGACAGAAACGUUGACCUUGAAUGGCCGGACAGACGCAACGCGCGAUCUUUGCUCCCUGCUGCUGCUUCACCGAUUUUUAGUGACGCCAGAAACGUCGCCAUCAGGAUCUCUCGCUCUCUCACCUGGAGCUUGUGGGAGUGUCUCUGCCUUCUCUCUCCGCGUUAGCUGAGAGCUGUUCGUGAAGACGGGACGAAGAGGUUGCCACGCGUUUUUUGACGCGUCUCUGUAGGUACAUAAGAAAUUACGCGUCGACAUAUAUGCAUGCGCGUGCGUCUUGGGUCGCACAUAACGUCAAGGAAAGGAGGGAGAUGGUCAGGAUUGCGAGGACGCGAGGUUCUUCCGAGUUAA
Toxoplasma gondii ME49 is the source of this 666-nucleotide messenger RNA. RefSeq lists its product as hypothetical. Bases 208 to 483 code for a protein of 91 amino acids. NCBI's taxonomy places the organism in Eukaryota, Apicomplexa, Conoidasida, Eucoccidiorida, Sarcocystidae. The record is from RefSeq and is a predicted model, not a curated record. The transcript is spliced from 2 exons.